AUGCUCCUGCUCUGCCCUCCCCCGGGGCUGGCUCUGCCUGGCGCUGGCCGGACGUGCCGGGGCUCCUCACUGAGCAAAGCCCUUGCCAAAGUUGAGGGGCAACGACGCGCUCUCGCUCUGACUCUUGUUCGGGCUCUCCUUGCUCGAGCUCUUCGUCCUCCUCUCCCUCUCCCGGUGUCCCGCUGUCCCAGUGUCCCUGUGCCGGUGUCCCAUUGCCGGUGUCCCUGUGCCAGUGUCCCACUCCCGCUGUCCCUGUCCCGUUCCCGGUCCCCCCUCCCCUUGCCGGCCCGGGCCAUGGCCCCGGCCGUUCCCCUGUGCCGGGCGGGGCCGCCCCGUCCCCGGCCCUGGGCGGCCCGGCGCGGUCUCGCCCUCGCCCGGCUCCCGGCGCGCCGGCUGUGGCGCUGCUGGGCGCUCCUGUGGGGCUGGCUGUGGGACGGGCUCGGCCUCGCCGCCCCUUGGCUCCGCCUGGCUCGAGCCCGGCGCCUGCCGGGGCCGGCGGGGGCCGCGGGCGCCGCGGCCGCUGCCGCCUCCUCGGCGGCUUCCCCGGCCAGAGCUCCGCCGCUCGCCAGCCCGGCCGCCGGCAGCGAGCCGCCGCUGCCCGCUGCGGCUGGGGAAGCCCGGCCCGGGCCGCUUGAGGGGCGCUCGGGGGCCGUGCCGGUCCCCGGCCCCAGCGCUGACGGCCACGUCUCGCCCGCACCGAAGGCCAAGGAGCCGCUGCACGAGCGCUACCGGCUGCAUUCGCUGCUGGGCAGCGGCGGCUUCGGCCGCGUCUACGCGGGGACCUGCCUGGCGGACGGAGCCCCGGUGAGUGCAGCAGGAGGAGGAGGAGGAGGAGGAGGAGGGCGGGACGGGCGGCGAGCUCAACCCGCCCUUCCCCUCGGCUUGCAGGUGGCCAUCAAAGCCGUGUCCCGGGAUGGCAUCCGGCGCUGGGGCGAGCUGGUGAGCGAGCGGGGCCAGCGGCAGAAAGCGGGGCGGGACGGGCGGGGACGAGCCGAGGCCCGGCAGGGUGGAAGCCGCCGGGACACCUGGAGGGAGAGUGGCCGGCUGGCCGAGGGGGAGCAGGCAGACAGGCAUGGCAUCAGCCCCACUGACGACCCCGUGGUCCCCCCGCAGCCUGACGGCACCCGGGCCCCCCUGGAGAUCGUGCUGCUGGACAAGGUGUCCAAUGGCUUCCCUGGGGUCAUCCAGCUGCUGGAGUGGUUCGAGCUCCCCAACGGGUUCCUGUUGGUGAUGGAGCAUCCGGAGCCGUCUCAGGACCUCUCUCGCUUACUGAGGGCGUGGGGGUUCCUGCCGGAGGAGAUGGCGUGGGGGCUGUUCCGCCAGGUGCUGCAGGCCGUGCGGCACUGCACCAGCUGCGGCGUCCUGCACCGGGACAUCAAGCCCCAGAACAUCCUCCUCCACCUGGCCAGCGGCGAGGCCAAGCUCCUCGACUUUGGAUGUGGCACCUUCCUUAAGGACACGGUCUACACCCAGUUUGCAGGUGAGCCCACAGCCGGGGGAUGCUCCUGGUGCCGGGCAUCGCAUGGCCAUGCCCGGGUGUGGCAGUGGAGAUUGCCCCUUUGGCCGAGGGGGAACAGGAUUAGUUCUUCAGCCAAGUUGCUUUUGGAUGGGGCUGGGGGUUACUGUGAGACAGGCCCCGGCCUUGGCGACAGCCUGUGCCACCCACCCUGUCCCGGGCUGGGUCUGGGGCAGGGGGGAGCCAGCCUGACCAAAACCCCCGUGAGGGUAGCAGAGAAGGGGGUCAGAACUGUGCACCAGCUGGCUUGGUGUGCAGGAACACUGUCAUACAGCCCGCCAGAGUGGAUCUACCUCAAGCGCUACCACGGCGAGGAGGCGACCAUCUGGUCCCUGGGCAUCCUGCUCUACCAGAUGGUCUGCGGGAAGCACCCUUUCCGCAAAGGCCCCAACACCAUCUGGGCCCAGCUCCCGUUCCCAGCACGGGUCUCUCCAGGACGCCGCUCUUGA
Molecule: messenger RNA, 1965 nt
Organism: Pseudopipra pipra
Lineage: Eukaryota; Metazoa; Chordata; Aves; Passeriformes; Pipridae
Exons: 5
Coding region: 1-1965 (654 amino acids)
Biological process (GO): protein autophosphorylation
Cellular component (GO): cytoplasm
Molecular function (GO): ATP binding; protein serine/threonine kinase activity
Source: RefSeq, a predicted model, not a curated record